AUGACUCUAUUUAAGCAAAUCACUGGGAAAGUUACAAGCUCAAGUAGAUCUAUGUUGGGAGUUGUCAUUCUGGGUGCGGGCCAGAAUUUUGUGAUCAAGGUAACACUUAUGCUAGUAGAUUUGAUUCUAGAUAUAGCUUUCGUUGUUACUAGUGGUAAAGAUGUCAGUUGGCUAUACUGGCCAAGGUUAUUUCCUUUACCUUGCGACCCAUUAUGCAUCAAUAGUCUGAUUAUCAUUAUCUUGCUAAUUUCAGAAAUCAAUGAAAAUGAAAAUUUUCAUAUAUUGUUUCGGUCGUAUUCAAAACCAGCAGCGUUAUUAACAAUAUUAGCAGCAACAGAUGUUGAGACAAUUACACUCAUGUCAUCUAAACUGUUUGGAUUUCAGAUUUUCAGCGCACAAUUUUCAACAAAAGUAGAAAUCUGGACCUUUUGGGCUGGAUUUUAUAAUUUGUUUAUUGAAGAUGCAUCACAGCUAAUUAUUCAAAAGGAUGUAAAGGAAAAAAAUCCAAGUUAUAUUCCUAUUGUUGAGUUAAGUAGGUUCAAAAUAUGUAUUGUACCGGAAUCCCUACAACCCGGAAAAACUAAAUUCUUUGAAACAUUAAAAUUAUUUUGUUAG
Messenger RNA from Funneliformis geosporum, 615 nucleotides. The record is from the annotation of a GenBank genome assembly. Lineage: Eukaryota; Fungi; Glomeromycota; Glomeromycetes; Glomerales; Glomeraceae.